CAUGCGGAUUCACGUGGCGUGCAUACCGUCAUGUUCAGUAGCGCGAAGAUGCCGAAAGAGACGCCCCGAAUUGUGCGCUUUGCUUACACAGAUUUUACAACAAAUUCCAGCAAGAUCACUGCUAGAUGUUCGAUAUGUAAACGAACCAUUGAGGAGAAGACCGGGACAACCUCAAACUUCAACAGACAUCUGUCAAGGAUGCACCCAGAAAAGUUUCAAGAAUACCGUGCCUCCACUGCUUCAGAUGUGAUGCCAGCUGCUUCAGGUCAGAAGACUAUCACAUCAUUUUUAAAUGAUGGACAGCAAAGGAUGUACGACCUCAAACAUCCACGUCAGAAGGCUAUAAGUGAUGCCCUUGUAAAAGAUCUAAUCAUUAAGUGCUGCUUGCCACUCUCCAUCGUUGACAACGAGGACUUCAAGCACUUCCUGCAUGUCCUGGACCCUCAGUACCGGCCCAUAGCAAGAUCCACAAUUUCCUCUGUGACCAUUCCAGGAAUGGUGGAAGUCAAGAAAGAACAGAUAAAGAACCAGCUGGCAGAAGCAUCGAGUGUUGCUGUUACCACAGACAUUUGGAGUGAUCGAAAGAUGCGGUCAUUCCUUGGAGUGACAGCACACACAGUGGCAAUGGAUAAAAAAAAAACAGGAACUCAGCCUUCAGUCAUAUCUUCUUUCCUGCAAAAGAGUGCAUGGGAAACACUCAGGAGAGAAGAUUGCAAUGAUGUUUGAAUGCUGUGCUGAAGAAUACCUGAUUAAGGACAAGAUCAACUUUGUCAUAACUGACAAUGCAUCCAACAUGAGAAAAGCUUUCCAGGCCAGCUUUCCCCUAGAGGAUCCUUGUGAUGCUGAAGCUCAUGAUCCCAGCACAUUUG
Molecule: messenger RNA, 869 nt
Organism: Lampris incognitus (smalleye Pacific opah)
Lineage: Eukaryota; Metazoa; Chordata; Actinopteri; Lampriformes; Lampridae
Product: E3 SUMO-protein ligase ZBED1-like
Exons: 2
Coding region: 31-726 (231 amino acids)
Molecular function (GO): DNA binding
Source: RefSeq, a predicted model, not a curated record